Colletotrichum higginsianum IMI 349063 is the source of this 1596-nucleotide messenger RNA. RefSeq names its product Glycosyltransferase family 1. The record is from RefSeq and is a predicted model, not a curated record. Bases 1 to 1596 code for a protein of 531 amino acids. NCBI's taxonomy places the organism in Eukaryota, Fungi, Ascomycota, Sordariomycetes, Glomerellales, Glomerellaceae. Gene Ontology annotation, molecular function: glycosyltransferase activity. The transcript has a single exon.
AUGGACGAGCCUCUCCUGCCCAUGAGCUACGGCACCCUGCCGCGAUAUCCCGCCCGCGACAACUCCGUCUUCCCAUGCUCGCUGCGCGGGAAGCGCAUCCUCCUCUGCACCGAGUCCUUCGGUCCCGUCAACGGCGUCAGCCGGACGACCUUGAUGCUCGUUGAGCACCUAAGGUCCCACGGCGCCCUCGUCGCCGUCGUCGCCCCUCACAUCCACACUCAGCACAACACCUUCGCCCCGUCGUCGUCGUCGUCGUCGUCGUCGUCGGCCGGGGGCCACAGCGACAGUCACAUCGAGGUGCGGCUCCAAGGUUACCCUCUGCCCUUCAACCCGGAGCUGUCCGUCGUCUACCCCGUGCGCGUGUCGGCCCUCUUCGCGAGGACCUUUGGCGCCGACACCCCGCCCGACCUCAUCUAUCUUGCCUCGCCGGCGUCCCUGGGCUUCCAGGUCAUGCUCCAGCUCCAGCAGCAGCCGAGGGCGAGGCGGGUGCCCGUGAUUUGCAACUUCCAGACAGACCUCGCCGGAUACUGCGCCAUCCUGUUCCCCCACCCCUUCAGCACCGUCGCCGUCUUCGCCUUCGCCAUGGUCCAGAGCUUCCUGUUCCGCCACGACUCCGUCAAGACCGUCUUCUACCCGUCGCGCUUCGUGCGCAAGUACCUCGAGGCCCAGGGCGUGCAGGGCUCCAAGCUCGAGGUCUUGCGCCGCGGCGUCAAGACGGAGGUGUUCCGGCCAGAGAUGCGCAGCCCGGCGCUGCGGAAGCUCAUCGCCCCCGACGGCGAGAUCAUCCUGCUGUGCGUAUCGAGGGUGGCGGGCGAGAAGGGCUUCGACUUCCUGGCCAAGGCCGUCAAGGAGCUGGACGCGAGGGGCCUCCGCUUCAAGCUCUAUGUCGUGGGAGGGAACCGGAACCCCGAUGUCGAGAGCCAGGUGCACGCCAUGUUUGACCCUCUGCGAGCGCAAGGUAAGGUCAUCUUCGCGGGGUUCAAGACGGGGGAGGACCUCGCCACGGCCUACGCCUCGGGCGAUAUCUUCCUCCACUGCUCCGUCACCGAGACCUUCGGGCUCGUCGUCCUGGAGUCCAUGGCCAGCGGUGUGCCGGUCGUGGCCCGGGACGAGGGCGGGCCGAGCGAUAUUAUUGAUGACGGACACUGCGGCUACCUGGUCCCGCCCGACGACCUCGAGACCUUCGUCGACAAGGUCAUGUACCUGUCCAAAGACCACAGCUGCCGGGAAAGAAUGGCCGUCCGAGCACGGGAGAUGGCUUGCGAGGCGACCUGGGAAAAGAUCAACAACCAGGUCGCGUGGAGGAUGGCCGACACCAUCGAGGAGCGGGAGCGGGAGAAUGCCCAACUCGUUCACCAGCGGACGUCCAUCGCCAUGCAGACGAGCCAAACGGUGCCCAUCCACCGCUGGUUACUCAUGGGCGACGCCAUCCGCGACGUCGUCGUGGGCCGGCUUGUGGAUGCCAAGCUGGCUGGCGGCCUCGGGGUCGUCAUGACUUUCUGGUUCUUCACGGGGCUGUACCUAGCGUUUACCGAAACGGUUCUCUGGUUCAAGGGGAAGCUACCACGACUCUGGAGCCAACGGACAGUUGCAUAA